AGUCUGUGGUUUACUCCGCCCCCCACCCGCUCGAGGUCCCACCCCCUUCAUCCGUCCCCACCCUCUUGGAAGCCGUGGGGGGCGGGAAAAAGACCACAGGGCGUCCGGAGUUUUGCACCCAACUUUAGGGGACUGCAGAGCCUGGGUUGGAGAGUCGAGAAUGGAACUGCGGGAGCUCUGCUUGGCUCUGCUGGCGCUGGGGGCGCUGACGGGCAGAGUCCGGGGAGCCAAUGUCUGCACCACCCGGGGGGUGAGUUCCUGCCAGCAGUGCCUUGCUGUGAGCCCUCUAUGUGCCUGGUGCUCAGAUGAGGACCUGGCUCCAGGCCCUUCCCGCUGUGACCUGAAAGAGAACCUACUGAAAGAAGGAUGUGCACCUGAAUCCAUUGAAUUUCCGGUCAGUCAAAUCACUGUUCUGGAAGCUAGACCUCUCAGUAAUACUGGUUCUGGAGAUAGUUCCAUGAUCACUCAAGUCAGCCCCCAGAAGAUUGAACUUCGACUGAGGCCAGAUGAUUCCCAGACCUUCUCAGUGCAAGUGCGGCAGGUGGAAGAUUACCCAGUAGACAUCUACUAUUUGAUGGAUCUAUCCAACUCUAUGCGGGAUGACCUGCAAAAAAUCCAGUCUCUGGGGACUAAGCUUGCCUCCGAGAUGCGCAAGCUUACCAGUAACCUACGCAUAGGCUUUGGAGCCUUUGUGGACAAGCCCAUAUCCCCAUACAUGUACAUUUCUCCACCGGAGGCCCUCAAAAACCCUUGCUAUGAAAUGAAGACAACCUGCUUACCUAUGUUUGGCUACAAGCAUGUGUUGACUUUGACGGAUCAGGUGACACGCUUCAAUGAGGAAGUGAGAAAGCAGAAUGUAUCCAGGAACCGGGAUGCCCCAGAAGGUGGAUUUGAUGCCAUAAUACAAGCUACAGUCUGUGAUGAAAAGAUUGGCUGGCGGAAUGAUGCAUCCCAUUUGUUGGUGUUCACCACUGAUGCCAAGACCCACAUUGCUUUGGAUGGGAGGCUAUCAGGAAUUGUUCAACCCAAUGAUGGCGAAUGCCACAUUGGCAGUGACAAUCACUACUCUGCCUCCACCACUAUGGAUUAUCCCUCUUUAGCCCUGAUGACUGAGAAGCUAUCACAGAAGAAUAUCAACUUAAUCUUUGCAGUGACUCGAAGUGUGGUCAGCCUCUAUCAGAACUAUAGUGAGCUCAUUCCAGGGACCACUGUAGGAACGCUGUCUGCGGAUUCCAGCAAUGUGCUUCAGCUCAUUGUUGAUGCCUAUGGGAAAAUCCGUUCUAAAGUAGAGCUGGAAAUCCGUGAUCUUCCUGAGGAGCUGUCCUUGUUCUUCAAUGCCACCUGCCUCAAUAAUGAGGUCAUCCCAGGUCUCAAGUCCUGUGUCGGCCUCAAGAUUGGAGAUACGGUGAGCUUCAGCAUCGAAGCCAAAGUGCGUGGCUGUCCCCAGGAAAAGAAGAAAUCCUUUACCAUUAAGCCUGUGGGGUUUAAGGACAAGCUCACUGUCUCUGUUACUUUUGACUGUGAUUGUGCCUGUCAGGCCCAGGCUGAACCACAAAGCAAUCGUUGCAAUCAGGGCAAUGGGACGUUCGAGUGUGGGGUGUGCCGCUGUGGCCCAGGCUGGCUGGGUGCCCAGUGCGAGUGCUCCGAGGAGGAUUACCGCCCCUCCCAGCAGGAUGAGUGCAGCCCCCAGGAGGGCCAGCCUGCCUGCAGCCAGCGUGGGGAGUGCCUGUGCGGCCAGUGUGUGUGCCAUAGCAGUGACUUUGGCAAGGUGACUGGCAAAUAUUGUGAGUGCGAUGACUUCUCCUGUGUCCGAUUCAAAGGCGAAAUGUGCUCAGGCCAUGGCCAGUGCAGUUGUGGGGACUGCCUCUGUGAUUCCGACUGGACUGGUGACUACUGUAACUGCACCACCCGCACAGACAUGUGUAUGUCUAGCAAUGGACUGCUGUGCAGUGGCCGAGGUCAGUGUAUCUGUGGCAAAUGUGUUUGCACCCAGCCCGGAUCUUAUGGCGAUACCUGCGAGAAGUGUCCCACCUGCCCGGAUGCCUGCACCUUUAAGAAAGAUUGUGUGGAGUGCCAGAAGUUCAGUCGAGGAGCGUGGUUUGAGGAGAAUAUUUGCAACAACUACUGUCGGGAUGAGAUUGUGCCUGUGACAGAACUCAUGGACACUGGCAUGGAAGCAGUGAACUGUACCUAUAAGGAUGAAGAUGAUUGUGUAGUCAGGUUCCAGUAUUAUGAAGACUCCAGUGGGAAAUCCAUUCUUUAUGUGGUGAAUGAACCAGAUUGUCCCAAAGGUCCUGAUAUCCUGGUGGUCCUGCUUUCAGUGAUGGGAGCCAUCUUACUUAUUGGCUUGGCCACACUGCUCAUUUGGAAGCUUCUAAUCACCAUCCAUGACCGAAGGGAAUUUGCUAAAUUUGAAGAAGAAAGAGCCAGAGCCAAGUGGGACACAGCGAACAACCCAUUGUAUAAAGAAGCCACAUCUACUUUCACCAAUAUCGCCUACCGUGGGAAUUCCUAAUGGGAUCCUUGCCAUCAGCAGAGUCAAGGAUUGUGGAUGUUUCCUCCCCCAUGUUUACAGAGGAUUGGAUGGAUGUUGUAGGAUCCAGGAGCAGGGAAAGGGGAUAGGGAGGAACAUGAAGAUGUGUGUGUGAGAGAUGUGUCUCCCUCUGGACAUUUCCCUGUGUGUGUGUGUGUGUGUGUGUGUGUGUGUGUGUAAUUUAACAUUUCUGAGGGAAAUACCUCAACCAGCUUUUUUUUUUUGGGGGGGGUGAGCACUUACUUCAGGGAUCCUUUUUUUUUUUCUCAUUUAGCUCUCCCUAGCAGAGCAUUUGGGCCUCAUUACCUCAGUGAGAAACCAUCUCACCUCAUAUGAGCCAGACUUCCCCCCCAAAAAGGCAGGAAUAUAGCUAAGUCUGGGGUUGGGGAGGAGAGAAGGAUAAAGCCUUCACCAAGUCCUGGCUUCCCCAUCAUGAGUAGUCUAUGGCACCUGGAACUGACUCAGUUACCUAGGACCGUUAGUAGAAAUCAUUGGGCUUUAUUUUUUGUCACCUCAGUAUAUGUGGAUGUGACAAUAUGGCCUCAUUUCCAUUCCUCUCUUCUCAGAUUGGAUAAAGGAGAAGCCAAGGAACAGAACAUUGGGCUUUGUUUCUCUGGAAUAAUUCUGCAGGGCUCUCUGGUGGUCUUAGCUAAUGGGGUCGACAGUCCAUGCUCAUUGUUUCUCUCUCUCUCUCUCUCUCUCUCUCUCUCUCUCUCUCCCCACUAUUUUCCUUGAAGGGAAUCCAUGUCCUUCAGCUAGAGUAGUUGGGGUGGCUGAGCUAUUAUUGAUGGAAAAAAUUCUGAUUUAGGGUGCACAGGUAUAUAACAGGGAAUUCUCAAAUCUAUUUAACUGAGGCUAACCUCCCUAUGCUAAUACCAUUUCAUCUACUUCCAACUACCAUUGGUAUGGAAAAUUUGGCUCGCUCCAGCAAAAACAAUUCCUCUUUCAGGAAGGUGAUGGGCUGAGAUGCAGAAAACUGGGCAUUGACACUUCAAAUGUUCUGUUCACUCUCUGUGAUCCCAUUAUGUUCCUCUGUGAAUUGUACCCACACAUUGGUCUACUCACAUUGACCUCAUCUCAUGAAAGUGUUAAGAGGGACCAUAUCUAUGAGCCUCUAUACCUGAUGAGCAAGAGGUACAGGAGUAGAAUGAUGGACCUGGGAGGAAAGCCCAUGAGAUUUAGUGUCAGAGCUUGGGUUGGAAAACUAGCUACCACUUUUUUUUUUUUUUUUUUUUUUUGCUGAGGCAAUUGGGGUUAA
Messenger RNA from Sarcophilus harrisii (Tasmanian devil), 3791 nucleotides. RefSeq names its product integrin subunit beta 3 (gene ITGB3). Gene Ontology annotation, biological process: cell migration; integrin-mediated signaling pathway; cell-matrix adhesion. Lineage: Eukaryota; Metazoa; Chordata; Mammalia; Dasyuromorphia; Dasyuridae. The transcript is spliced from 15 exons. The coding region runs from base 161 to 2515 and encodes 784 amino acids. Gene Ontology annotation, cellular component: integrin complex; cell surface; focal adhesion. The record is from RefSeq and is a predicted model, not a curated record. Gene Ontology annotation, molecular function: fibronectin binding; fibrinogen binding; integrin binding.